AUGGAACCAAAGAGUACUAUGAAUAAAUCACUUUCCGAGUCUAACAUCUCCGAACUGACGGACGAAGUGAUUACCUGCGCAACGCUGACGGAUGAGCUUUCUCCCACGAACUUUGUGAGUCGGCGAGUGAAAAGAAAAGCUACCGACAACCUGGACUGCGAACUUAGCAACUUCAAAGAGGAAAUUAGGUCCAUGAUCUCGAUAAUGCUGACAGCUCAAGAAAAGCAAAUUAAUAAAAUCACCCCAGUCUUAAAUGACAUUAAGGAAGCUAACGCUAACAUUGAAAAAUCAAUGGCUUUUCUAGCUUCCCAAAACGAAGAGCUAAAAAAGAAACUAGACGCAUACGAACUUCAAUCCAAGAAAGAUAAAGAAUAUAUAACCAUAUUGGAAGACAAGGUUGAAGAUCUGCAAAGAGAAAAUAGAAAAUCCAACAUACAAAUUAAGAACGUCCCGAAAGUUGCUAACGAAAAUGAACAGGAACUGAUGAACAUGGUGGUAAAAUUAUCGGAGAAUGUAGGCCACACCAUUACAGGAGCAGAUAUCAAAGAUAUCUACAGGCUGAAAAAUAAAAAAGUGGAGAACAAUGGCCCAAUUGUAGUAGAACUAUCGUCUACCAUCCUAAAGAAGGACUUUUUAAAGUCAGUGAAGACAUAUAACAUUAGGCACAAGGAGAAACUCUGCGCCAGGCACUUGGGUCACACAAAAAAUGAGUACACUCCAAUAUACGUCUCUGAGCAACUGACCGCCAAGGCAGCCCGACUUCACUUUGUCGCUCGAGACCUGAUAAAAUCGACAGAUUACAAAUAUUGCUGGACGUCCCAUGGCCGAGUUUACAUCAGAAGGAGUGAAGACACGCCAGUAAUCCUGGUGAGAAGUGAACAACAGGUACAAAACCUGUUACUGGCAAAAUGA
This is a messenger RNA of Ostrinia furnacalis (Asian corn borer), 912 nucleotides long. RefSeq names its product structural maintenance of chromosomes protein 2-like. The transcript has a single exon. NCBI's taxonomy places the organism in Eukaryota, Metazoa, Arthropoda, Insecta, Lepidoptera, Crambidae. The coding region runs from base 1 to 912 and encodes 303 amino acids. The record is from RefSeq and is a predicted model, not a curated record.